Molecule: messenger RNA, 4141 nt
Organism: Danio rerio (zebrafish)
Lineage: Eukaryota; Metazoa; Chordata; Actinopteri; Cypriniformes; Danionidae
Source: RefSeq, a predicted model, not a curated record
UAUAAUACAAUUAAUGGGUAAUUUAAUAAAUAAUAUUACAAAUUCUGUCCGCUGUAUCCUUUCCAGCACCCACUGUCGGAACCACACGUUUGUGUCAGGAGAAAGUGGCGGUAAAUAAUAUCAGACGGACCGCUUCCUGUUUUGACUCGGUCGCUCGGUGAAGUAGCUGUGUUGUGUUGUGAUGUGAGUGUCCGGUAAUAACGGGGAUCCUGCAUCUGUCGUGAUGUCGACGAGCACGGGCUGCAGUACGGUGCUGAUGUCGGUGCGGGUCUCCGUGCGGCCGCUGCCGGUGGGCUCCGACUCUCUGCGGCUGCAGCUCAGCAUGAACCCGAACCGCGCGGGGCUCUUCACCCUCACACUGAGACACACCGACCGCGGGGGACGUAGCGUGUCUCUGGCAGAGUUCGACCUGCGCUCGGUGCAGUAUGAGCUGAAGUCUCCGCGCUGUCAUGAGCUGCGUCUCCUCAAGCCGCCGCACGACUGUCUGAGCUUCAGCUUCCGCAGCGAGCAGGAGGCGCAGGAGUGGGCGACCGUCGUCAUGUCCUCACUGCGGGAGUCACACAGAGUUGCCAGUAUUUGUCAGGAAGGCCUGCAGUAUGUGAAGAGUGGAGAGAAAAGCGCAGUCCUGUCUCUGUCAAUGAAAGAGGAGCUGUGUGUGGAGCUUUCCAGAGCGAUAGAGGCUGGAGAUGCUCAGGCCGCUGCGCGUUACGCCACAGAUCUGGCCCAGCAGCAGAUGACGCUCAGCAUUCAACCAGCGCCGCGCGACACCGACGACAAAGACAUCAGCUUGGCUGUGAUAGUGGAAGAUGCGUCGUCUUCCUGCUGUGUGACGGUGAAAAUCCACCCGCACGUGACCGUCGCCUCGCUAAAGCAGCAGAUGUUUGUGGAGUACGGUUUUCACCCGCGGGUGCAGCGCUGGAUCAUCUCUCAGUGUUUGUGCUCUGACAGUCGCUCGGUGUCGUCCUAUGGCGUCUGCAGGGAUGGAGACACUGCGUUCCUCUACCUGUUAUCCGCAGGUCACGCCAGCCUCAGCCAGCAGCAGGAGAACGGGCUCUCCGUGCCCACAGCGGCUCCAGCAAACGCUUCACUUUCAGCCCCGGCGGGCGGCGGCAGCAGCGGGCACGACUGGAGGGCGUACAGCACUCUACCACCACGCUUCAGCCACGCCAGCACAGGCAGCGGCGGCUCAGAAAAGCCCAGCGUCACUGACAUCAUUAACCUGGAGAUGCUGCAACUCGGAGGCUCCAAACUCAAGUCCAGUAACACACAGUCAGGCUGGCCCUGCCCGUCCUGUACGUUCAUAAAUAAAUCUACGAGACCCGGCUGUGAAAUCUGCAGCACUGACCGGCCCAAUCCUCCACAUCACACUCAUCUUCAACAGGAGAAGUCAAGAAGAUCCAACCAGUGAAAGUGCGGCGUAAACACACAGAGAAAUAAUCUGAUGUUGGUCAGCUGGUGUGGAGAUGAAGAAGCAGACUCUUCUUUUAAUCCACAGGUGUUAAACUCAGUUCCUGGAGGGCCGCAGCUCUGCACAGUUCAGCUUUAACCCUAAUGAAACACACCUGAUCCAACUCAGUGCUUCAGGCUUGAUUGAAACCUCCAGGUGAGUGUGUUGAAGCAGGGCUGGAACUAAACUGUGCGGAGCUGUGGGUGACACCCCUGUUUAAAACGCUGGUGCUCGUAGUUUUAAUAAGAGUUGACUUGAAAGUGGGAAGUUCUCAGAUUGAUUGGUUUCCCUUAAAGUGCCCCGUUAUUAACGCUCUGGCUAAAUGUAAACAUCUGCAUCGACUCUGAUUUUCAGUGUAUUGUGAUGCUGAGGUUGGUGUUUACCAGCAGAUGGCGCUGUUUGACUUACAAACAGCCAUACUCUACUGCAUACAGUGCACCACUCCGACCCAAAAUAAUCAUUGGUAAAGCUGUUGUUAUAUACCCAACCAAAAAUAUCAGAAUAGACGGAUAUUCCUCUGGCGAAUAUAAUCAACGAAUCGCAGUUUGUCGAUUUACUGCCACGACGCUUCUGUUUUUGGAUGUUUGCCUGUGAUGUAGCAUGAAAUGUGGUCAGUGCAUGUAAAAUUCAGCUCAAGUGGACAAUAAAACAUAAAACAAUGGACAUAAGCAUAACACGUGAUGUAAGCUGUCGACUAAUCAGGGUAGAGUCAUCAUCUAACCAAUGAGAGCAGAGUACAACCAUUGUUUGACCAAUCAGAGCAGAGUCAUAAUCUAAGCAGAGCGUAAUAAGGUAAUCUGGCCAAUCAGAGCAGAGGAGGUUCAUUGUAUGACCAGUCAGAGCAGAGUAUGGUCAUCUGACUAAUCAGAAAACAGUUGGGCGAUUUGACCAAUCAUAACAGAGUUAUAAUUUGACUAAUUAGAAGAUAAUGAAGCCAUCUGUCCAAUCAGAACAAAGUAAAGCUAUCAUCUGAUCAAUUUCAGUAAAGUUGGGUAAUUUGACCGAUCAUAACAUAGUAGAGCCAUCAUCUGACCAAUCAGAACCAAGUAAACAUAUAAUCUGAUCAAUCAAAGCAGCAUCAGGUCAUCUGACCAAUCAAAACAUAGUAGAGUCAUAACCGAGUAGAACCAUCGUCUGGCCAAUCAAAGCAAAGUAGGAUAUUUGGACAAAUCAUAACACAGUAGUACCAUUGUCUGACCAAUCAGAGCAGAGUAGGGGCAUCUGACCAAUUAGAACCAAGUAGAGCAAUAAUCUGACUAAUCAGAGCUUAAUAAGGUCAUCUGGCCAAUCAGAACAGAGUAAAGCCAUCAUCUGAACAAUCAGAGCAAAGUAGGGUAUCUAAUAAUAACACAGUAGGGCCAUUGUCUGACCAAUCAGAGCAGAGUAGAACUAUCAUCUGAACAAUCAGAGUAAAUUUGGGUAAUUUGACCAAUCAUAACAUAGUAGAGCCAUCACCUGACCAAGUAUAGCUGACCAAUCAGAGCAAAGCAGGGAAUUUUGACCGAUCAUAAUGUAGUAGGGCCAUCGUCUGAUCAUAAUAAGGUCAUCUGACCAACCAUAUAAAAGUAGAGCAGUCAGAGCAGAAUGGGGUCAUUUGACCAAUCAUAACAUAGUAGGGCCAUCAUCUGACCAAUCAGAGCAAAAUCAUAAUCUUGCUAAUUAUAAAAUAAUAGGGCCAUCUGGCCAAUCAGAAUGGAGUAGAGCCAUCAUCUGACUAAUCGGUGUAAAGAAGGCUAAUUUGAACAAUCAUAACUCAUUAUUCAUCUUUUGACCAGUCAGAACCAAGUAGAGUCAUAAUCAGACCAAUCAGAGCAGAAUAAGAUCAUAUGACCAAUCAGAACAUAGUAGCAUCACAACAGUCAGAGCAGAGACAUCAUCUGACCAAUCAGAGCAAAAUAGGGUCAUUUGACCAAUCAUAACACAGCAGGGCCAUCAUCUGACCAAUCAGAACAGAGUAGAGCUGAUGCUGUGCUGGAUAUUAUGACAAAAUAAAAGUCUUAUUUGACUUUGUAUGGAUGUACAUGUAAACUAAAGCUAGAAUAUUUAAAAUGGCAUAUUAUGGGCACUUUAAUGGAAGAAUGUAACUGUUGAACAGUAGUGGACAGGCUCCAGAAACUGUUGCCUAUUGAGGGCGUGAGACUUGUCACACGCUAGUUCUGGACUGAAACAGCAGUGACCGCUGUGCUUGUAGAUAUUCAAUAUUAUUCUGAAGAGAUGAUUCAUUUCUGCCUGUUGUUCAUUUCUGCUCCUGCAAACGUCUUCAAUCUUCUUCAUUCACUACACAGUGUGCGAGUCGCUGUCGACGUCUGUUCCUCGUGUCUCCUGCAACAGACAGACAUGAGUUAAUGUUCAGCGAGCUCUGAUUUAGGGGCUUAUGUUUUAAAUGUGACUGUGUGUAAUUAUGUGCAUUGAGGAAAACACAAGCCUUUUAUUGCUUAAUUAAUGGACCGAGAAUUCUCCUUAACAAAACAAACUACAUGCAGACACGGUUAUUAAGUGCUGUUAUUGUAUUUUUUUAAUAUAGCAUAAUAUUUAAUGAAUAAUCUAUUGUGAUUGCACUGAGUAUGUGUGCAUGUGUGUGUGUGUGUGUGUGUGUGUGUGUGUGUGUGUUGUAAAUGAUUGUGUUCCUGUUGAAAACCUGCCUGUAUUUCACCAUUGCUUGGCUGUGAAUAAACAACGAACAGAGAAACCACA